This is a messenger RNA of Penicillium atrosanguineum, 1551 nucleotides long. RefSeq names its product putative autophagy protein (Atg22). The record is from RefSeq and is a predicted model, not a curated record. The coding region runs from base 1 to 1551 and encodes 516 amino acids. Lineage: Eukaryota; Fungi; Ascomycota; Eurotiomycetes; Eurotiales; Aspergillaceae. The transcript is spliced from 6 exons.
AUGGCGGUCAAUCGUUUAGCCCCGAAGCACGACCCUGAAGCACCAUCUUCAAUCGUGGAGCAAAUCACCUUGAGUGAGGACACAAAAAAUUCGAUACUGGAUCAGGGCGGUGAGGAGAACCUCGCAACUAAAUGGGAGAUAUGGGCGUAUUAUGCUUAUUACAUUGGAAACAACGGUCUUUCUUUGUUCAACUUUGCCCCCACGGCCUUCCAAAAUCUUCUUUACGAAGCGGCGGGAGACUCCGAUAUUCUUCUCUUCGCAGGGAGGUUCCGCUCAGUUGAAAGCAUUGUCCUCCUAUGCAACGGGAUUUCUUUCGCUAUCCAAAUCGUCGUAUUUCUGGUGAUAGGAAGCUUUGCUGACAUUGGAAAUUGGCGUCCAAACAUUCUGAUUGUCCUCUCUAUCAUCGCCUACGCUAUAGGAUUCGCCUGGCUGGGCGUUCACACAGAGGACAAAUGGCAGAUAGGUGUCGGACUGUAUAUUGUUGGGCUUAUUGCCUAUCAGACCACGCUGACCUUUUGGACUGCUGCAUUUCCUUCACUUGCGCGCAAUAGUGCCGAAAUGAGAGAAAAGGCUAGUGAGUUUGCGCAUGGCAAUAUCUCUCGCGAGGAGUAUGAUUACGCCGACACUAUGAAGAGAAGUCAGCUUGCGAAUGUUGCCUUCUAUAUUCAGUCUGUUGCCGAGAUUCUCAUCCUUGCUGUUAUAGUUGGCAUCAUGUUUGGCGUUGAUGUCAAUGCUAGUGAAGCGAGGAACAAUUGGGGAUUAAGUGUUCUCAUUGCUUUCGCGAGUGGUGUCUGGCUGCUUGUUUCUUUACCGUGGUUCUUCUUGGAAAAACGGCGACCUGGACAAGACCCUGGCUCUAGGAAUAUCAUCAUGGCAGGCCUGUCGCAACUCUACUUUGCAAUGAGUCAGGUGUGGAAGCUGAAACAGAGCUUGCUAUAUCUUAUCGGUUACUUCUUACUGGGCGAUUCAUUGAAUACCACGGUCACUGUGAUUUCGACUUUGCAGAAUAGUUUGGUGGCAUACAACACAUUGCAGCUGACAUAUCUUCUGAUUGUGGGGAUCGCUGCUCAGGCCGUUGGUAUCUAUCUUUUCUGGGCCAUUCAACAACGAUACCGUCUUGGCACGAAGACCAUGUUCAAUGCCAUCGCUUUUGGGAUUGUUCUCCUUGAUGGCUGGGGAAUGAUAGGAAAUUGGACCAACAAAUUUGGGUUCCAUCAUGUAUGGGAAGUUUGGGUCUAUCAAGCCUUCUAUGGCUUAUUCAUAUGCCCCUGGUAUAGUUACUCACAAAUUAUGAUCUCGGAAGUGACGCCCCGGGGGUACGAAUUCCUUUUCUUCAGUCUUUUCAGUAUCGUCGGAAAGACGUCGUCAUUUAUCGGACCCCUCGUGUCCAGUGCGAUUAUUGAUGCUACGCCUUCUGGCAAUGUAUCUGCGCCGUUUUACUUUCUAUUUGGACUGAGCUUGCUGAGCUUUGGAAUCUUGGUUGUCGGGGUGGAUCUGAAAAAGAGCCGCACGGAACAAGAACAGUUCUUGAAGGAGAAAGAGCGCAGGUGA